Molecule: messenger RNA, 2270 nt
Organism: Sorex fumeus (smoky shrew)
Lineage: Eukaryota; Metazoa; Chordata; Mammalia; Eulipotyphla; Soricidae
Gene: SLC9D1
Product: transmembrane and coiled-coil domains 3
Exons: 13
Coding region: 204-2234 (676 amino acids)
Biological process (GO): potassium ion transmembrane transport; proton transmembrane transport
Cellular component (GO): membrane
Molecular function (GO): potassium:proton antiporter activity
Source: RefSeq, a predicted model, not a curated record
GUCGUUCUGCGCGGCCCCGCGGCGUUCGCGCCCGGCCCUUCUGGGCCCUCCCGGUGCCCGUCCCGCGGGCCUCCGCCGUCCGGAAGGGAUGCCGGGCUGUCGCGCUCGGCCCUCGGACCCGGGUCGGGAGCGCCCAGGGCCGUCCAGCUGAGGCUGCGCGUCUGAGAUGUCGUCCGGCCCCCGCGAGGGCGCCAGCGGGGACCAUGAAGGCGCCGUGGAGGGCCUGCUUCUGCCUGCUGCUGCCGCUGCUGCCCUGGGCCGCGAGUGCCGCGAAGCACGCCGAGAUCGCCCAGCACGCCAUCGAGCUGCACCGGGGCCGCGGGGUGGCCUUGGCGCACGGCCGGCAGUGGACGCUCGGCCGGUGCAGAAAGCUGUCCGGGCUGCUGCGUCAGAAGUCCGUGGCCCUCAGCAAGCUGAGAAUGGCCAUCCGGGCCGUGGAGCAGGACGCUGGCCUGUCGGCCGAGGAGAAGAUCUUCCAGGUGCACACAUUUGAGAUUUUCCAGAAGGAACUGAAUGAGAGUGAGAAGUCCGUCUUCCAGGCCAUCCACGGGCUGCAGCGGGCCCUGCAGGGCGACUACAAGGAUGUGGUGAGCAUGAAGGAGAGCAGCAGGAAGCGCCUCGAGGCCCUGAGGGAGGCGGCCAUCAAGGAGGAGACCGAGUACGUGGAGCUGCUCGCUGCCGAGAAGCACCAGGUGGCGGCCCUGAAGCACGCGCAGCACCAGAACCGGAGCCUGUCGGUGCUGGACGAGAUCCUGGAGGACGUGCGGCGGGCCGCGGACCGGCUGGAGGAGGAGAUCGAGGAGCACGCGUUCGAUGACAACAAGUCCGUCAAAGGGGUGAACUUUGAGGCAGUUCUGAGGGUGGAGGAAGAAGAGGCCAACCCGAAGCAGAAUCUCACAAAACGGGAAGUGGAUGACCUGGGCCUCAGCAUGCUGAUCGACUCCCAGAACAACCAGUACAUCCUGACCAAGCCUCGGGACGCGACCAUCCCCCGGGCGGAUCGCCACCUCAUCAAGGACAUCGUCACCAUUGGCAUGCUCUCUCUGCCCUGUGGCUGGUUGUGCACGGCCAUCGGUCUGCCCACCAUGUUUGGCUACAUUAUUUGUGGAGUGCUCUUGGGGCCUUCUGGCUUGAAUAGUAUCAAGUCUGUUGUGCAAGUGGAGACUUUGGGGGAAUUCAGCGUGUUCUUUACGCUCUUUCUCGUCGGCUUGGAAUUUUCCCCAGAGAAACUGAGGAAGGUGUGGAGGGUGGCCCUGCAGGGUCCUUGCUACAUGACGCUGCUCAUGACGGGCUUCGGCCUGCUCUGGGGACACCUGCUGCACAUCAGGCCGGCCCAGAGCGUCUUCAUCUCCACCUGCCUGUCGCUGUCCAGCACGCCCCUGGUGUCCAGGUUCCUCAUGGGCAGUGCCCGGGCCGACAAAGAAGGGGACGUGGACUACAGCGGGGUCCUGCUGGGCAUGCUGGUGAUGCAGGACGUGCAGCUGGGGCUCUUCAUUGCUGUCCUGCCCACGCUCCUCCAGGCGGGUGCUGCCACCAGCUCCAGCGUCCUGCUGGAGGUGCUGCGGAUCCUGGCUCUGAUGGGGCAGAUCCUGCUCUCGCUCGCGGCCGUUUUCCUUCUGUGUCUGCUCUUAAAGACCUACCUCGUGGGACCCUAUUACCGGAAGCUGCACGGGGAGAGCAGAGGGAAGAGAGAGAUCCUUGUCCUGGGGGUCUCUGCUUUCAUCUUCUCAAUGCUGAUGGUCACGGAGCUGCUGGACGUGUCCAUGGAGCUGGGCUGCUUCCUGGCGGGGGCGCUCAUGUCCUCCCAGGGGCACAUGGUCACUGAAGAGAUCGUGUCCUACAUCGAGCCCAUCCGCGACUUCCUGGCCAUCAUCUUUUUCGCGUCCAUAGGCCUGCACGUGUUCCCCACCUUCGUGCUCUACGAGCUCAGCGUCCUGGUGGUCCUUACUCUGUCCGUGGUCCUCACGAAGUUCGUCCUGGCAGCGCUGGUGCUGUCUCUGCUCCUGCCACGGCCCAGCCAGCACAUCAAGUGGGUGGUGGCGGCCGGGCUGGCGCAGGUCAGUGAGUUUUCCUUCGUGCUGGGCAGCCGAGCGCGCAGAGCCCGCAUCAUCUCCCGGGAGGUGUACCUCCUGAUCCUGAGUGUGACCACGCUGAGCCAGCUGCUGGCCCCGGUGCUGUGGAGACUGGCCGUCUCCAAGUGUGUGCCCCGCCCCGAGCGGCGGUGCAGCCUGUGAGCCCCCUGUGGAGCCCCCGCAGGGCGGGGACGCCAC